Molecule: messenger RNA, 2144 nt
Organism: Galleria mellonella (greater wax moth)
Lineage: Eukaryota; Metazoa; Arthropoda; Insecta; Lepidoptera; Pyralidae
Exons: 1
Coding region: 231-2144 (637 amino acids)
Source: RefSeq, a predicted model, not a curated record
UACAACGCCGACGAUAUGGUGUACAUACGUUGUCACCACAAACAAAACAAAGCAUUGUCGCCAGUAUGGAAAGGUCCAUAUAAAAUCAUUAAAAUAAACGGCAAUCAUACAGUGACACUCUUGAUCAACCGUAGACAUGUACGUCAUCACUAUGACGAAAUAAAACCUGCCAACCUGUGAAUCACUGUAUGUAAUAGUAUCCUUCUCCGUCUCAUUUCAGACACGUCACAAUGCUGUGCUCGUGCCGUCAGUUUGUCUCACCGAUAAUAAGCAGUCCCGGAUUAUUCUUUGAUAAGUUAUUAGAUGUAAAGUAUACUAACGACGAAUGGAACGUUGUAACAUAUAUGGAUAUAGCUCGCGUCCAGCCUCAUUUAAGUCAUGUAGAACAGUUAUUCGAAAAAAUAAACACAUUUUGUAAAAACUUCGCCUCUUCAAAAGUUCAAACGGACUGUUCGAAUUCUCUUUCAUCACUACAAAGUCUACACGUUAAUAAUGUUAAAAAGUUUUCUUCUAUAUCAUACCUUAUUUAUGGACAUCAGCCUCGCGUUAAGAGAGGUCUGAUAGAUGCAGGUGGAUCAUUACUCAAAUCCUUGUUCGGAACAUUAGAUUCGAAUGACGCUAUUAAAUUCUCAGAAGCUAUCGAUGAUGUACAGUCAGACGAAAAACAGUUAGCUCAUUUAAUGAAAGAAAAUAUUCAUGUUAUAAAGUCUACAGUAUCUACCUUUAAUGACACAUUGUACAAAGUUACUGAAAACGAAAAUAGGUUAAAUAAAAAUUUUGAUAUUAUCAAUAAAAUGUUUGAACAAAUUACAAAUUCUAAUGAUAAGCUAGAAAUAAAAACCCACUUAAAUUCUAUGUUAAAUUGCCUUGACAGCAUAAUUAUUACAUUAUCGUUCGAUAUAGAAGAUAUUAAUAACGCAAUACUAUUUAGCAAAUUAAAUAUUCUGCAUCCGACUGUACUAAGUCCACAUCAAUUAUAUAAGGAGCUCGAACGCAACACAAAUAACUUGCCUAAGCAUUGCGAACUCCCUGUAUCCUUAUCACUACAAAAUAUACAUGAUAUCAUAGAUGCAUCUAAACUAGUUUGUUAUUAUCAUAACAGUAGAAUUAUUGUAGUUAUAAAAAUACCGCUCGUCCUUCCUCAACUUUAUAAUCUUUACCAUGUAAUACCGAUUCCAGUGCCGUAUGAUAUCUCAAAACCUGACACCUAUGCGCUAAUCGCGCCGACUGCUCGUUAUGUGACAAUAACAGCUGAUCAUUUGUUUUAUUCAUUUGUUGACGAUGUUUCCAAGUGCAAGCUAAUAAGUGAUAAAUACUAUGUGUGUGAUUUAAACAACGUGUUUUCUACUAUUGCGUGGCCAAUGUGCGAAAUAGUGUUGAUAACGGAAGUAGUGAGUAAAUUGCCAAACUCUUGUGAAGUGAAACUUUUAAAAGGUAACAUAGACACGUUUCAUAGAAUAAGUAACAAUCGAUGGAUCUAUGUCCAAUCGGAACCCGGGAAAUGUCACAUUUCCUGUGAUAAUGAUUCCAAUAAUUAUAAUGAAUUACUGUUUGGUAUAGGUAUAUUCAAGUUAGAAGAAAAUUGUAAAGCAUUUUUCAAAACUCUCCAGUUUACGUAUAAGAAUAGCAUAAGGUUAAAUGUAAGCGCUACUACUGAAAUUUCAAAUUUCAACCUCAUCGAAGAUGACUGUUGCGAAAAGAAUAAACUAAAUAAAACUUUAUCGAAAUUGCCUUUCGUAAAAUUAAAUAAUGUUCAUAAUUUAGAUUCACUUUUGCAUGCUAGUGUCCAUCUAGACAGUUUCGAAAAGGAAUUAGACAAGUUAGAAAAUCCUACACAUUUUCAAAAAUAUAGUGUUCAAUACAUGUCUGUAAGUUAUGUUGUUUCAGUUAUAUUUCUAUUGUAUCUGUUAUAUAAGAGUAGAAAAUUUAUGUGUAAACGAGAUUCGUCACGUUACUGUGUUCAAAUAUUUAAUAACUGUAGCAAUAAACAGUCUGGUUCUAAACAACCUAUACAAGUUGUAAGCACUAUUGAUAAAGCAAAUAAAAUCACCGACUCUUCAGAUACCGAAGAACUAGAGAUCCAGAAUCCAACUCCAGUAAAAAGAAAUAUUAUCUUUAAAAAGUCAUCCCAAUAUCAGAAUUAA